UCCCUUCCCUUCCAAAAAAAGCCUACCUUUCUCGGUUUCUCCUCGAAUCCUCCCGAGAUGCGGCGUCUCCCGGCUGCUCCUCCCCGCCCAGCCCUUUCCCCGGCGGCGCCCUCCCUCGGAAUCCGGCAGCGGUACCAUGGCCGAGUGGCGCUGGCGCGGACGGCGCCUCCCGUGGUCUGCUGCUCCUGCUUCCUGCCGAAUCGGACGCCCAAUCAUAACGGGCCCGAGUCAUUCGAGCCCCUCCGAUCCGCCAGAUCGGCCGAUCGGGCCGCCCGGGGCCCCGCAAUGGGGGCGCGAGCGGGCCUGGUAGCCGCGAGCGCCGGCGGGGAGGCGUCGUCGCCGUCGCCGUCCAGGAGCCCGCUGGCGGUGCUCGUGGAGCUGUGGCGCCGGACGGUGCAGCCGCUGGGGGACUACGGGUUCGGCAAGCGAGGGGUGUGGGAGGGCGGCGUGGGGCUCUUCAUGGUCUCCGGCGCCGCGCUGCUGGCGCUCGCGCUCGCCUGGCUCCGGGGGUUCCAGCUCCGGUCCCGGUUCCGCAAGUACAGCGCCGUGUUCGAGUUCAGCCAGGCCUGCGGGAUCUGCGUCGGCACGCCGCUCAGGAUACGCGGGGUCACCGUCGGCAGCGUCGUCCGCGUCGACUCCUCGCUCCGGAGCAUCGAUGCCCAUGUCGAGAUUGAAGAUGAUAAAAUUAUUGUACCUCGUAAUUCAUUGGUUGAGGUAAAUCAGUCUGGUCUCCUAAUGGAGACGAUGAUUGAUGUUACACCGAAAGAUCCACUCCCCACACCUUCACUUGGUCCACUUGACACAGACUGUUCCAAAGAAGGCUUAAUUCUCUGUGACAAAGAGAGGAUGAAAGGACAGGAAGGGGUAAGCUUAGAUGCAAUGGUCGGGAUAUUUACCCGUCUAGGAAGAGACAUGGAGGAAAUUGGUGUUCAUAGAAGCUAUAUGUUGGCAGAGAAGGUUGCAUCUAUAAUGCAAGAAGCACAACCACUCCUUUCGCGGAUUGAAGCCUUAGCUGAAGAAGUUCAACCUUUGCUGUCGGAAGUGCGUGAUAGUGAUCUGGUGAAGGAUGUGGAGACUAUAGCUAAAGGCCUGGCUGAUGCAUCCGGUGAUUUAAGAAGGUUGAAGUCUUCCAUGCUUACCCCUGAAAACGGUGAUCUCAUCAAGCAGUCUAUCUUCACCCUUAUUUUCACCCUGAAGAACAUCGAGAGUAUCAGCUCGGACAUCUCUGGUUUCACAGGCGACGAGGCCACGCGGCAGAACAUCAAACUGCUGAUAAAGUCCCUCAGCAGACUAUUGUGACCUCUCUCCGUCAGUCAAACAGCACAGCACAGUACGCUGAUAAUUGUCCAAACAGGGAAUUAUUCGUCCUGAUGAGAUGAAGCAUCUCUUGGAGCAGAAAGCAGAAAAUAAGAGAAAAAUGGAAGCAGCUAAUGUUUGUCGAGGUUUUUGAGUGCAUUCUUGAGAUGAAAAGCAUCUAUAUUGUUAUUUGAUAUCGAGUCUUGUGUAGUAGGGGUAGACCCAUUUUUGUUUUCUGCAUCAUCUGCAGGCUAGCUGCAGGGUUCUUUGAUGUUUGGUUGUGUUUUUGUAAUUCAAAGUGAUACACGUACAACACUAUUGUUCCUCAUUCUUAUUGUUAGUGUGUUUCUGUAAAUCAUCGACUAAUGCUCAGUCGAUAAUGUCGAUGUCGAUGAUGACAAUCAAGAUUCUCUUUGACCUGUCAAUCAUUGUCAAUUUUUCCUCAA
Molecule: messenger RNA, 1742 nt
Organism: Brachypodium distachyon (stiff brome)
Lineage: Eukaryota; Viridiplantae; Streptophyta; Magnoliopsida; Poales; Poaceae
Product: protein TRIGALACTOSYLDIACYLGLYCEROL 2, chloroplastic
Exons: 5
Coding region: 58-1299 (413 amino acids)
Cellular component (GO): chloroplast inner membrane
Molecular function (GO): lipid carrier activity; phospholipid binding
Source: RefSeq, a predicted model, not a curated record